AUGAGUUUGAGUGAUGGGAAGAUUCAUCCAGUGAGUUCUAAUGGAGACAUUAAGGACAAGCCCUUCAAGAUCUUUGUGGGUUACGAUCCACGUGAAGAUCUCGCAUAUGAAGUCUGUCGCCACUCCAUUUUGAAACGAUCUUCAAUCCCUGUUGAGAUCACACCAAUCAAACAAUCAGAUCUGCGGAAGGAUGGCCUCUAUUGGCGUGAAAGAGGGCAGUUUGAAAGCACCGAGUUCUCUUUUUCUCGGUUCUUGACUCCACAUUUGGCUAAUUAUGAAGGUUGGGCAAUGUUUGUGGAUUGUGAUUUCCUUUACCUUGCUGACAUUAAGGAGUUGAGAGACUUGAUUGAUGAAAAGUAUGCUAUAAUGUGUGUUCAACAUGAUUAUACUCCAAAGGAGACAACGAAAAUGGAUGGAGCAGUGCAAACUGUGUACCCAAGGAAGAACUGGUCUUCCAUGGUGUUGUAUAAUUGUGGGCAUCCCAAGAACAAGGUCUUGACACCUGAGGUUGUGAACACAGAAACAGGUGCAUUUCUUCAUAGGUUUUCAUGGCUUGAGGAUGGUGAAAUUGGGUCCAUCCCUUUCGUCUGGAAUUUUCUUGAGGGACAUAACAAGGUUGUCGAAAAUGAUCCCCAAACACUCCCCAAGGCCGUACACUAUACUCGUGGAGGACCAUGGUUUGAGGCUUGGAAGAAUUGUGAGUUUGCAGACCUGUGGUUGAAUGAGAUGGAGGAGUGCACGCAGGAAACAAAGAAGAAAACUGAAAAUUAG
Prunus armeniaca (apricot) is the source of this 771-nucleotide messenger RNA. The record is from the annotation of a GenBank genome assembly. NCBI's taxonomy places the organism in Eukaryota, Viridiplantae, Streptophyta, Magnoliopsida, Rosales, Rosaceae.